Molecule: messenger RNA, 4000 nt
Organism: Anopheles darlingi
Lineage: Eukaryota; Metazoa; Arthropoda; Insecta; Diptera; Culicidae
Product: innexin inx2
Exons: 3
Coding region: 203-1279 (358 amino acids)
Biological process (GO): phototransduction
Cellular component (GO): gap junction; plasma membrane
Molecular function (GO): gap junction channel activity
Source: RefSeq, a predicted model, not a curated record
UAAACCUCGGUGCGUGUGGACGCGCGUCGCGUCUCUCCUUAAAUCAGGAUUUUGUGUUCGUUGUGUGUGUGUGUGCGGAGCGUCCCCGUUUUCCUCUAGUUUUUCCUUUUGUGCGUGUUGUGUGCGGGGUGGUUAUCGGGAACAGUAUCAAAGUGCGCGACUUUUCAUUUCCGGCUCCUGAUUAGAGAAACACGCCGGCAUCAUGUUUGAUGUUUUCGGAUCCGUGAAGGGUCUGCUGAAGCUAGACCAGGUCUGCAUCGAUAACAACAUCUUCCGGCUGCACUACAAGGCCACGGUGGUGGUGCUGAUCGCUUUCUCGCUGCUGGUCACCUCACGCCAGUACAUCGGUGAUCCGAUCGACUGUAUUGUGGACGAGAUCCCGCUCAACGUGAUGGACACCUACUGCUGGAUCUACUCGACUUUCACGAUCCCCAACCGGCUGACCGGGAUCGCCGGCAAGGACAUCGUGCAGCCCGGCGUGGCUAGCCACGUCGACGGCCACGAUGAGGUGAAGUACCACAAGUACUACCAGUGGGUCUGCUUCGUCUUGUUCUUCCAAGCCAUGCUCUUCUACGUGCCACGCUACCUCUGGAAGACGUGGGAGGGUGGCCGCAUCAAGAUGCUGGUGCUCGAUCUCAACAUGCCCAUCAUGAACGACGACGCCAAAGAGCGGAAGAAGAUCCUGGUCGAGUACUUUGCCGAGAAUUUCAAGGGACACAACUUCUACGCCUUCCGGUUCUUCUUCUGCGAGGUGCUCAACUUCGUGAACGUGCUCGGGCAGAUCUACUUCAUGGAUUUCUUCCUGGAUGGCGAAUUCUCCACCUACGGCAGCGAUGUGGUGCGCUUCACCGAGAUGGAACCGGAGGAACGCGGGGAUCCGAUGGCGCGCGUGUUUCCGAAGGUCACCAAGUGUACCUUCCACAAGUACGGUCCAUCUGGAAGCGUGCAGAAGUUCGAUGGUCUCUGCGUGUUACCCCUCAACAUUGUCAACGAGAAGAUCUACGUGUUCCUGUGGUUCUGGUUCAUCCUUUUGACGAUCCUUACCGGCAUCUCGCUGAUCUACCGUUUUGCUGUGAUCAUGAUGCCGCGCCUGCGGCUGCUCAUGCUGCGCGCUCGUUCGCGCCUCUCGAAUCAUGACGAUGUCGAGUUGAUAGCGUCACGGUGCCAGCUGGGCGAUUGGUUUAUCCUGUAUCAGUUGGGCAAGAACAUCGAUCCGCUCAUCUACAAGGAGAUUAUCUUCGAUCUGGCACAGAAGGUGGAGGGGAAGGAAUUAGUAUAACGCACUCACUAUUCCUCCCACCUCCAGCCAUCCAGCUGCCACCUUCCCACCCACCCAGCCACCUAUCAUCAUUCCUCAUCGAUCGUCGUGUGAAUCAUCAACGAAUUCUCCCGCACCCGAAUCAACUAUGCAGCUACCACAGAUCCUCCACAGACCCCUCUCGCCAUCCUUUCUGAGCGAAAGCGGAUCCCGAAAGCUGAGCAUAAAGAAUGCUGUAUGAAUCAUUGAACCUGAAUUGACUUCCCCCGUUCCGAUGGUGCUGCACAGCAACAAGCACUGGAAGCGAGAACAUAACAGAAGAGAACAACAAAAAUGCCAGCAAGAAUCCCGCUCCCCCCAUUCCUCCACCUCUCUUCGCGGAUCCAGCAUGAUGAUGAAGCACCGUCCGGAGAUUCGCGCAUGGAUGACCCGACCGGAGAUUCCGAUUUCAACGCGCUGCUCGCCAUAUGCACACGCGCCGCUAGCAUGAAGGAAGAAGCAUCCUCCAUCGUCCAUCCUGUUGCUUGAAUUCUCUUUCACGCUGUCCGCCUCUUCAUCUUCAACGCGCUGUAGUCGUGGUGCAGGAUAGAACUUGAUCCAGAUUAUCUACUUCGAGAAUCGAGAAAGCAUCAACAGAAUGGAAGCACUGAAGAGAAUUGACGAAUCGACGACUCUUAAAACGAGAAGAGACAAACAGAAAAUAAGAGCGCGAAAAUCUUCCGUGCGACGCAUCAUUGUACACUGAGCCAAUAAUCCAAUACACUACUUCUUGUUCUUGUUUUAGUGUGCACUGUCGAAACAAUGAUAGUGAUGAUAUCGUCAACUCGAUUUCAAAUAAGACAGGAAUUGAAAAGUUUGACAAAACAGACAAACACAAAAGGCAAGACAAACAGAGAGAUCACGAAAAUCGAAAAGAUAUUUGCUUUUAUGAAGAUAUCAGAAACGAUUAGAUAAGCAUUCUGUUUUGGCAUGAUAGACAAAGGUGAUACAAAAUUCCUACACAUAGCGAACGCCUUCGACUGAAUCGAUGAUGAUAGAUUAUACUGUAGAUUCCUUAUCCACAAAUUGCCAAUUCAAAUAAUUUUCGACGGAUCUAUACUCCAGUAGCAUAAGGACAAUGUAUGAUGUAUGAGUAUUUCGGCGCAGGUCAGCGGGUAUGCUGAGCAGCGUGCAAAGCGUUUAGGUAAAACUGCCAAGCCAUAAGCAGAACAGAAAGACAGCAACACAAGCCAACAAAAGUAUGGAAAGGAAGGGUCACCCUUCUCACUUGUCACGGACUCUUCCUUUUCACCCAGAAACGCAUUCAAUCGCGACGAGGACCUCAGUAGACUUCAGAAGGCAGGCCGUUUGUGCUUCGCUACUCGCAUUGAAUUUUAAGCCAUUCAUUACAUGCAUUCCACCGUAUUUGUAACAACAAGCUGUCCUUUGACGGACUAGUGGAGCGCAGAGAUAGAUCGAUUCCCUUGGGUUUUAUGUCCCACCUGGAGCGUAGCAAUCAUCAUUAGAUCUUUCGUUUUGUCUUAUAGAGUAACAGAUGCAAUAGUCUCAGACGUGUGGAGAAAACUGCGCGUUUGAAUGGAGUGAUGUGUAUUCUCAGCUACGUUUUCAGAGUCAAAGGCAUACGUUUCCUAUCGAAUAUUUAUUAUAUCGUCGCCGUCGUCGCCGCAUUUGAGUUAAGAAGAAUCGAGAAAAUUGAUUUUGUAAUCCUCCUCCUUCUUCUCUGGUUGCCGUACGAUUCCUCUCUACAUUUCUAACGAUAAGCCGCCAUAAGGGGGCUAUCCUGUAAUUGGCAUUUAUUAUCCUAGUUAUUUCCAGGGCGGCAAUCGAAAACCGCACGUUUGUUUGAACGAAGAAGCACUUUUGCGUCAAUUGAUAGGCGAGCUCUACUAGUAGUAGUAGUAGCAGGAAUAUCGGCAAGCAACACAUGUAGAGCAGUCGCGCGAAGGCUAAAUUUUACUGUACGAAGAAGAGAUGUCGGUUUCUUGUGAUAAACGUAUAAAUUUUAGAUUCUACUAUAGGAAAGCAACUUCCUGCCCGUCGUCCGCCCCUCUCCAUUCUCUGUCAUACCCGCCCAUACCGAGCAACCCUUGAAAUCCACUUAUUUUGACGCAAUUGAAUUGGUUAGGAAAUAUUAGGCUUCUGUACCCGCGUGGUGCUUAUGGGUAGCGUGUUUUAAUAAGUAAUUUUGAAUAUUGAAAAAGACGGACGAAAACGAGCAUUGCUGCUACAACGCGACAGUACGUGUUGGGCUGUAAAAUUAAUACCUCUAAUGUACGAAGAGCCGACGGACCGAGUGUUCCCGCGCUUGAAUGCAGGGAAUUCGUGUCACGGUUUCGUCCGGAAGAAUAUGCGUUCAUUCAAAAUGGCAGACGAGGACGGGUUAUUGGUGCUUUCGGGCAUCAAGGAAGACAGCUCACCUCAGAAUGCCCACUAGCUGUAGUGACGUAGAGAGUAGUAACAGUAGUAGUAAGAACCGGAUCAUCAUUAGUGCGCAACUGCAAUGUGAGGGGAUGACCCUGUGCACUACAAUUCUUCUACUUGUACUAGCACCAGAUAACACGAUUUCCGACAGAAGCGUUCCAUAUUUUUGAUAAACAUUUAUAGUAACCUAGUACAUGGAUUUUAGAGCGACAUUUUUAAAACCUUUUUUAAGAUUCCAGACUCGAGAAUAUAGACAUCGAGAGCACAAUACUAUUGUAAUAGAGCUAAUGGCGGGAGUUAAUAAAAUGUAAGGACAAUCAA